This is a messenger RNA of Coccomyxa subellipsoidea C-169, 5295 nucleotides long. RefSeq lists its product as hypothetical. NCBI's taxonomy places the organism in Eukaryota, Viridiplantae, Chlorophyta, Trebouxiophyceae, Coccomyxaceae. The record is from RefSeq and is a predicted model, not a curated record. Bases 1 to 5295 code for a protein of 1764 amino acids. The transcript is spliced from 15 exons.
AUGAACCCCGACCAAGUUGAAGAGGCUGCUUCACGCAUCCUGCCGGAGAUGGCCACCAGCAAGGGAUCAGGAGAGAUGGACGUCACCUCAGGGCCGCCCAGGCACAGCGAGCGCCGUGAGGCAGAUGAGGGCGCUGACUCAAAGCCACCCCACUACCUGCAGAAACUGACUGAGGAGGCUGAGAAGCUCGCAGCAGAGGUGCAGAAGAAGACCGUUGGCGCCAAAUCCCCGAGCGCCCUUUCCUUCCCUCCCUCCGCGCCCCCAUCCUUUGACGGCCGCCGCCUGCUCCCGCGCGCAGAGGAGAUGCGUGGCCAGGACUGGACCCCCGAGGACGUCCUGAUGGUGGCCGGCAAGUCCCACCUGCUCUCCGUGCUGCCAGACGCCAUGUACAAUAUCGCAAAGCGGGCGGCGCGAAACUUCAACAAGCUGCGGCGCGUGGGCGGCGAUGAGCUGGCGGUGCUUGUGGCGCAACAGCCGCAGACGGUGAUAAUGAUCGCGCGCAUGGAGGCCAUGGAACGCGGCGGCACACUGCCCCCGCGCGGAGCCAACGGCAUCGCCGCCUGCGCCCAGGCACGCCCUCUGACAUCCGACCCUCCCAUGAUCAUGAUAAUGCUCAUGCAUGAUACCCAUACAGCUGCGGCGGUUGAUGUGCUCAAGGAGCUGGAGCUGUCUGCGCCGUUUGCUAGACUAGUCCAGCCGACGGAGGCGUCUCCUCGCCGCUGCUCCGCGAAGAAGCGCAGUCUGAAGACAACAACGGAAGCAGCAAAACUGGACCGGCCUGAGCAGCAAGCAAAGGUGGCCAACAUGGAGGCCAAAGCUGCUGAGCAGCCAGCAGCUACUGUGGAGCGUGAAGGCUUGAAUGGUGGUCCCCAGCGAGAAACCCCCAGCGUGAUAUCAGAGACAGAGGGGCGGCCAGAUGCGCUUGAGGCAGCCAGGCAGUGGCUAGCCAGGGAGCAUGCAGCCACAGAGAGGCUCUUUGAGCAGCCAUGGGAAGCUGCCAGACUUGACAGCGCAGCAGGCCCCAGCAUGCAGCCAGCGGGGAGCCACUGGCAGGCACCUGUCAAUGCAGGGCCUGGGGUGAGGGAGAUGGGAGCUGCAGCAGGGCAGGAGGGAGCUGCUAAGGCAUCCCACCAGCCUGAACAGGACUCUGUUGAUGCGGGGCGCACCAGCUUUCAUGCCAUGGACCAGGUGCCUCAGGCGCAGCUUGCGCUGAGGCAUGCACCCGGGGCCGAUGCAGGCUGGAACCUCCCGUUCAGCCCCCAUGCGGCAGCCGCCAUGCAGCCAGCGCAUCAAGGGCCCGCCGCAAUGCAGCCACCAAAAGCUGCGCCACUGCUGGGCCCCCCAGGACUGACUGCCUCCCUUCAGGCUUGGGGGCAAUUCUUGCACAACCAGAGGCAGCCAAACGCAGCGGGCGGCCAGCAUGGCUCUGCCGGGGAAGCUGCAAGGGAAGUUGCACCCCAUGCGCGGCCGCACGACAGAGUGGCAGAGCUCAGCCUCUUCACAUACAUCAUGCGCUGUGGUGGGGUGCUGGACAACGGGUGGCGUGUUACCAUCAACAAGUCUGGCAGCUAUCAUUGCUUCCCGCCCCCGGGUUUUGUGCCUGUGGACGGUGCGCCGGCACGCAAGGUUUAUAAGGAUCGCACGAACGUGGCGCGCGCGAUGGGUCUGCCGGCUCUGUUUGCACGGCGCCGGCGGCCAAAGGAGGCAAUGCCUGCUACGGAUGCCGCAGCGCCAGCUCAGCCGGCAGCUGCUGACGUAGACGCCAGCCUGGCACCUGACUUGGCCCCAACACAGCAUGCUCCCCCUCUUCCGGCGGGCGAUACGGUGAAUGUGGAUGCCGCAGCGCCAGGUCAGCCGGCACCUGCUGACGUGGAAGAUAGCCUGGCACCCGACCCGGCCCCAUCACAGCAUGCUCCCCCUCUGACGGCAGAUGUUCUGGUGGGUGUGGAGGCUGCAGCGCCAUCCGCGCCGGCCCCACAGCAUAUGUCUGUACAGGGGUCCCCAGAACAUGAUCCUGUGCCAGCAUCAGGGGCCGGACCCUGCGCCGGGCAGCAAGCACCGGCAGACGCGGACACAGACACCGGAGGCCGCAGCCAGAAGCGGCCCGCAUCGCUCCUGGACGAAUGCCACGUCAGUAAUCAGCGCGCACAGAAGAGGCAGCACGCCGCCCCCGCGUCUGAGAGGACCUCCUCUGCUGACCGCAGCGACAUGCGUGGGGCUACCGGGUCAGAGGUGGAGGGGUCUGAAGAGGGGCGCCGGAGCGGGUGCAAUCCCACUGUAUGCGAUGAGUCAGAGCAGCCGGGAGAUUCUGCACAGGCAAGCGCAGAUGACGAUGCUGCGGAUGAGGACAUGGCAAUGGCGGCCAGAGAAGAGCCAUCGGGUGAGGCUGGCAGCGCAGAGGCGAUGGAGGUUGAGUCAGCGCCCGUUGAUGAAAACGCCGCUAACUCAGCAGAAGGAUCAGAGGGUGGCAAUUACAUGCUCUCCAAAAGCAUUGAUGCGUCCCAGCAAGGGGGUGACGGCAAGGUGAAUGCAAAUGGGACCACCAGCUCCCAGGGAGAUGCUGGCUGCAAGGACGCAGAUGCCAGCCCAACGCCAAGCCAUGCAGGAUAUCUUCUUGAGGUGACAACGGAGCAAGCGCAGCUGCCUGGAAAUGACAACGCCGACAAUGCGCCAGCCGCGAAGGGGACCCAGGGGGGUUCGGCUGAAGGACAGCUAUAUGAGGGCGUUCCUGAUGAGGAGAUCAUGGGCCAUGCGGAUGCUGGAGAGGAAGAUGGGGUCGUGCAGGGGUCAGCAGAUUGCCAGUCACAGGGGAUCAAGGGGUCCUGGGCCGCCUGUCAGAACUCUGAAGCUGGGCAUGUGAUUGUGGCGUCCCGAGCCGAUGCCCUCGUGGGCAAUGAAGGUGAGCACGCUGAGUGCAAGCCCACCACCUCCGAGGCCAAUGCUGACCCGCAGGGCAACCAAGGCGCAGCCUCGACUGCAGAUGGGGUUCGCUGCCACACCGACUCAUGGGGCUUCACACCCGCAGCUUGCCAGCAGAGCAAGGCCCCUGCAGAUGCCGGGGUUGAGGCGUCAGCUAAGCAGGCCUGCUCAGAGGACAAAGCGGCAGGCACCGCCCAGCAGAGCAGCGGACCAAAGCAGGCGCUGUUGGACGAGGGGAAUAUAAUCAGCGAUGAGCAGCAUACCAUGGCAGACUAUCCGGGAGUCGGAGCUGCUCUUGCACAAUCAACAGCCUCUGGGAUUCAAGGGGCUGUUGUGGAGCAAUCCGGUGACUCACUUGCCCCCACAGAGUCAGUUGAUGGUCCCACAGAGGGUGUCAUCAAGGUGAAGCAGUCAGCCCUCUUGGCAGACAGCAUGAUUUUGGAUUCCGCGGCUGGGAUUGCUUUAGCAGGCGGAGCUGGCUGCCCGGCGGCAGCUUCCGUUGUAGCAGAAGCCGAUGCGGCGGCGGCCGCUGCUGCUGCAGCGACGGAAGCUGCAGCGUCGCCAAAUGAGGAUGUAUACCAAAGCAAGACGGAGCAGCUGUCUCUAGUUGAAGCAGCGCAAGGCACACAGUCAGCCGGCAGCAAUGAGAGGGUCAAGGAGCCGGCUGCAAGCAAGCCUGCGCUGCAAGCAACAGGCAGCACUAUCGAGGAGACUCAGAACGAGGUUGCAGAAGGGAGCGCAGGCAAGGGGAGUGAGGACAUGGCGACUAUUGUGAUAGAGGCAAUGCUAGCAGCAGAUUUUACAGCAUCUGGUGCAGCGGAGGAGGAUUUGGGAGGACACCCGGCUGCAGCAAUGAUUGGGGAGCGGGGACCAGCUCUGCAAAUGGCCAGCGCUCGACCCUUAGAUGAGCAGGAGCAUGUUCUGCAGCCCAAUCGGCACCUGGAGGCUGCUUGCCCUGAGGCAGUCAUCAUCGAGUCAGGAUCAACGUGGCCAGGAAUGGCAGCAGACAACCCUCCAUGUGCCAAGCAGCAAACACAGCCGGCAACUGAGCAGCCCAGUCAUCGCCCAAGUCCUCAGCUCCCUCAGCUUGCCGCCAGUAUCAAUGCAGCUGUGGGACGUGCGGCAGGAGCAGAGAGCGCCAAGGUGCAGGCAGCGGACGCAAAUGAGACCGCCAAGAGGGUAUCUGGCGGCCGGCCGCACCGCAUGAAUCCAGCAGAGGCGGCGCCGGCCGCCGGCGAGGAUGGGCACGAGCCGGUGUGGCAAUUCACUUCGGCGAACAUUCAGCACAAAGAAGUGAGCGUGCUGCAGUGCCCCUCAGAGUACUCCAAGGACGAGCUGAAGCCGCUGCAGCGGCAGGUGCCGAGCCGCCGGGAGGGCCACGGCGGUCUGCUGGCGUUGCCUCUUCCACCUAACACAGUGCAAGCUGACAGGCAUUCUGCGCCAAAGACAGCGCGGAGCAUUGCAGCUGGGAAGGAGCUCACAGCCGAUGCCAGCAUGAACGAUCCGGUGCUGAGCGUGCAGCCAGCUCGGCGGUCCAGUCAGCUGCAGGAGCCAGGUCAGCGGUCCACUCAGCUGCAUGAGCCAGCUCAGCAGCCCAGUCAGCUGCAGGAUGGGUCCAAUGAUGCGCCGGUGGCCCCUCCAACACUCAGGGGUUUUUCCAUGAUCCCGUCUGCGGGGCAGGGCGGCCGCGCACCCGGCAUCAUUGCAGACGGAGGCGAACUAGACCUGCAGUCGACAGGCCACAGCGCAUGCAACAGCCAGACAAGCGACGGCCGCGGGCCCCAACAAAUCUCAAUUGACCCUCAGCUCACAGAGGGCCCCUCUCAGCCCGUCCAGAAGGACAACGAGCCGCCGCCUCGCUACUGGCAGCCUGAUCCGCAGCCGGCCGCCACUGAACCCGAGCCGUCACGGUCCUUCAGCAGCACGAUUCGCCUGAACCUCAGCGACGGUAGUCCCGGCAGCAGCGGUGGUGGCAAGGCCGGGGGGUCCGGCGGGGGGUCCUUUUUCCAGCAGGUCGAGCUCGAUCAGGUGCCCCCUGCCAGCAUGGCAGCGCCAGCUCAGCAGGCGGCCAGCGCGCAGCCUGCUCUGGCGCGAGCUGUCUCCAACAAUGAUCUGGGUAACAUCACUUCACCCCGGCUGGAGUCCAAAUCCUCUGAGGGAGUUGAGGCUUGCUGGCAAGACAUCAAUUGGAUUGCAAUGGAGGUGGAUAAGGCCAAGAAGGCGGUGCAGGAUGUUGACGCAGACAUAGCAAAAGAGAACGAGCGCCACAGCGCCGCGCUGAGAGCGCUGCAGAGGCGCAAAAUGUUGCCGAGGAGCCAGUCUGCCAAGUGGAGCGCGCGGCUGAUGUUGGCCCGGCGCAACGUGGCCAAAGGGUGA